UUCGGGAGGGGAGGAGCUUGUGAUGUCGAGAUCGACCUGCAGGGCUCCAGAUAGGACGGAGUCUGUGACCGCAGCCGGGGAGACCGAUUACGGGGAGAAGGAACAGUCGCAGAGUCUGGCCGAUUACUCCUUCUCGACCGAGAAACCGCUGGUUUCUUCCAGGCUGAUAGGUCGGCGCAAGAGCUUGAAGGCCACUCCCGAAGGUGGGAGAACGCUGCGCGUGUCUCGCCCUAAACGCAAUGACACUCUGGAGAGCACUUGGAGGGCGAUCACGGACGGCAGGGCCAUGCCGCUGACACGCCACCUCAAGAAAUCAGACACGUGGGAGACCACGGAGCGCGAUGGGGAUCGUGGGGCCCGGCGUCCUCCCUUGUCGUCGGGCGCAGCAGCCAGGCUGAGGAAAGAGCCGUCAAUAGGGCAGGACGAUCUGAAUAGGAGGGUGGAGGCCUUCAUAAACAAGUUCAAUCAGGAGAUGAAACUGCAGAGGCAAGAAUCCUUCAAGCACUACUUCGACAUGAUUAACCGUGGAAGUCACUGACGUACGUACUAGAGUAUUAUUAUUAGUUACCUUCUCCCCCUGCUUAUCUUCAAUAUCCCAUCAGUAAUAUCACACUGUUUAAAUUCAAGCAAAGCUCUUGUUUUGGGUUUGUUUUGCAGUAUAAUUAAUUACCAAAACCAAAAUAAGAAUGUUAUGUCAAAAUUAAGAUCCUUCCUUGUCUAGGUCGUUACAGGGUGUCUGCUCGUGGGGUUUCUUGAUUAAUUUAAUUUCUCGUAAUAUGUUUUGAAUUUAA
Molecule: messenger RNA, 791 nt
Organism: Asparagus officinalis (garden asparagus)
Lineage: Eukaryota; Viridiplantae; Streptophyta; Magnoliopsida; Asparagales; Asparagaceae
Exons: 2
Coding region: 23-538 (171 amino acids)
Source: RefSeq, a predicted model, not a curated record